CUCAACAGAGGCGGUUUCUCGCGGCGGAAGAAAGUAGAGUUUAUAACUGGGAUAAUAGAUAAAUAACAAUAACUAAUCCGAAAUCCCCGCGGUACAAUGCGCAAAUCGCCGGGCAGCCUCGCCUCGGAGGCCUUCUCCAGUUCGAACUCCUCGCUGAGCAACUCCUACAGCGAUGCCAGCGAUCUGGCCAACUGGGAGGAGUACGUGGCCACCGACGGGAGUCUCUUCUACAUGGAGUAUGUGAGAAAUGAGAGGACGGGCGGAUCGGUGGAGCGGCGGGUGGAGUUCAUGCGACGAUCGCUGCGCCUGGGAAAGAAGUCGUCGCGUCGCCAGCAGCAGCACAGCAAUAAUCAGAAUCAGAAUCAGAACCAAAACCAGUUGGAACCGCAAGAGUUCCGCUUCUCACAGUUCAAGACCGCUGCCCAAGAUUCCAAGAAACUGGAGCUCGUGAUCACAGCCGCCGAUCGCUUUCGAUUCGGUCGAAGAUCCACGGCAGUGGAAUCCAUCCUGGGCUUCCGGGUGCUCCCGUUUCCAGAUCAACCCGAGUGCCUGAUGGUGGAUGGCUUCGUCCACGAUUUGAGUGCCCUGCAGCAUGGCAUUAAGCGCGGUGAUUGGUUCAGAUCCCUGAAUGGCAUAGAACUGUAUGCCGGCAAUGUGGAUGAGCUGCUGCAGCAGUUCGUGGAGCCCACUCAGGUGUGCCUGGGUUUCCAGUCCUGCUCUGCGGAUACCUCCUUACCCACCACCGAUCCUUCUUGUACUCCAGGCAGGCAGCAGGAUGAGCAGUUGUCCAGGGUGGAGAACUUUGCCAUGUUCACGGAGAAAUUCGAGGAAAUGUUGUUGGAGGAGAACCAAGCUGAUAAUUCGGAGGUGGCCCUGCCCUUUGCCAUGUUGCUCCUGCCACCGGAAUGCUAUCAGCAUGAACAGCAGCAGGAUUCGCUGUACUACUUCCCGGAAACCCCCGAUAAUUUCCUCUUCAAGGCCCGCGGCAGUUUCCUCACGCUCCACGCCGUGCUCAGUGAACUCCACACCCAACCGCUGAGUUCGCGUCUCCGGGUGGAUCAGGUGCUAUACCAUGUGAACUACCGACGGCUCAAUGGUUUCCUAGUGCUCUUUGCCUACGCCGGAGGACUCUGCAGUGCGGAGGAGUGCAGCCUGAGAUCGGAUGAGCUGAUUGGUUACAUACGCUUCUCGCUGCCUGGCUUGGUCCUGGAGAGCUUCAGUCAGGAGGGAGGAGAAACCGGAGAUCCGGGUAACAGCGGUUCCGGUUUGAAGCUCUUCCUUCGCCACUUUUGCGAGAUCCAAAGGACCCGCCUGCUGGCCAGGUGUCGUGGGCAGAUCCGCUUCGAGGAGCUCCUGGGCCACUCGAGAAGUUUACCAUUGCCCAAAGAAGCCCAGUUGAGGAUCUUUGAUGCCCUGAGUGAAAUGGAGGCCAUGGACUACCGCAACUGGAACGAUGAGCCACUGACUACGCAUAGGGAAUUCUUCAUCUACGGCAGCGCCUUGUACUUUGAUGGCUUCCUGGUGGCCAGUCUGUUGCCUCCAGAGAUUCGGGUCAGUGUGGAGGGAUUCCUGAGGUGCCGCGGCAUCUUCGAGCUGCUGGGAGCGGCGCCGGGAAUCCGCGUUCGUGAGAUGUACGUCUGGGAGGAGAUCGUUUUACCCAGCGCCACGGGUCGCUAUUUCCUCACCAUCUGCACCAGGAAUCAUCUCAGUCUGGCCGUCAUCCUAAAGAUCUUCGAUGCUCCGGACAUGGCGCCCGAUGCGGUAAUUGGUCCUUCGCUCUUCUACAUCGAGGAGAUCCAGGAGACGCUGGAUCACCUCGUCCAGUGCGGCAUUGAAUCACUGGCCAUGUUCUGGUCCGUUUCCAACAAGAGACCCGAGGUCCUAGAGGCCAUCGCUGGCGAGGAUUCCAGCAGGGAGGCGGAAAAGGAGACCAACAGCCGGCUGGAGACGUUCCUCAAGCAGAAGCUAACCGGGCUGGGGAAUUCGACAGUGGAGGAGGAGGCUCAACUAUGCUCCUCUCUCGGCGGCGGCUCCUCCAUCCACAGCCUGACGCCCAGCGACUCCCAGCUGCAUGGCGCUGGCGAGGAUUCGGACAGCGGUUCCGACUGGGAGAACUUUGCCGUACAGCAUCCGCUGCACUAUGGACUGAAUCUCGGGGCAGAGAGCCACAACCAGAGCCAGAUGACCGAGUCCAUGUGGAAGGAGAUCAACAAUGUGGUGCCGGUGAAGAUUUCCGCCGGCUGGAAGAACUCGGUGCUCCAUUACGUGUACAUUGACAUGGCCAGUGGGUCGUUGUUUGCUCCCUUUACCGAUGGAUCCUCGGAGAGUUCCUCGUUUCUUUCGGAGAUCCGCCAGGCAUGUCACCUCAUCCACGCCGUGCUGGAGAAGUCGAAGCACUACCGCCGGCAGCUGUCGGAAUCCUCGAGAGCACAGACGAGUUCCAAUGGGCACAGUCAUGCCGUAUCGCUGGUCAAGGAGCAUGGAAUGACCCUGGAGGCCUCCAAAGCGGAGAGCCAGGCCCAAUCUUCGAAGAGCAGUCGCUUUGUGGUGGUCGGUAGGCUGUUUCAGUCGCCUGCGAAGGAAGUCUACGUGUGCCACCGAUCCGAUGUUCCACAAAACAUGGUCGAAAUGGCCUUCCGAUUGUCCUUCUUCUCCAUGGGAUAGGGAUUAAAUAUUAGGAGGAUUA
Drosophila takahashii is the source of this 2686-nucleotide messenger RNA. It is a transcript of the gene in, whose product is annotated as protein inturned. Lineage: Eukaryota; Metazoa; Arthropoda; Insecta; Diptera; Drosophilidae. The record is from RefSeq and is a predicted model, not a curated record. Gene Ontology annotation, biological process: nervous system development; establishment of planar polarity; cilium assembly. Gene Ontology annotation, cellular component: cytoplasm; cilium.